Messenger RNA from Eremothecium cymbalariae DBVPG#7215, 2616 nucleotides. It is a transcript of the gene SUM1, whose product is annotated as Sum1p. The record is from RefSeq and is a predicted model, not a curated record. The coding region runs from base 1 to 2616 and encodes 871 amino acids. The transcript has a single exon. Lineage: Eukaryota; Fungi; Ascomycota; Saccharomycetes; Saccharomycetales; Saccharomycetaceae.
AUGGAGAGCUCUGCCACCGCUGCCAUUGUUGGUAGUAGUCCAGAGGCAACGAGCCGUGGUUUGUCAAGUAUUGGGAAUGAGCUAAAGCUGCAAUCCGAGGCGAUAUCGGCGCUUACUGAUAAGUUGAAAGAACUGGAGUCUAUAUUGCCAGAGAAUGACGAUACCGUAUCACAAACAAUUAACACCUUGACAUUCACGGUCAAAAAUCUGGCCCACAACCAAAGAGCCCUAGAGACAAAAUUAGAUGAUUUGCUGAAAAAUCAAAUCAAUACAGAUGUUGCAAUAAAUGAAAUCUCUGGAAGAUUGGAGAGUCUAAUGGGCAUCUUCAACAAUAACGGUUCUAAUCUUGGACUGGUUGUCAAUCAUCAGGCAUCAUCUUCAUCGAUGUCGGGUCAUCAAAGUGUUCCAUCCACAUCAAGAGGCCCUGGUAGACCUAAAAAGAACCAAACAUUUGUCACUACAAAUUUACCGAAUGGAGCUUCGUAUUCUAGAAUUCAGUUACCUAUGAACAAUAUCAACAUUCCAAAGAGUAGGCGACACUUUACAGACCCAAACCAGGCAUCUUUGAAAAAGGAGGCCAGUUCUACACAGUUGGCAGUGCAGGAACCUACCCCUCAACCACCAAGGAGGAGAGGUAGGCCCCCAAAAAAUAGAAAGAACAUUGCUAGCGCUGCCGCUAACAUGGCUAACGUCAGUACGGCGGUAGUAACCAAUAAUAAUAGUAAUAAUAGUAACGGCGGUAGUUCCUUGAAAAGAGACGGGUCAGAUUUAGAUCAAGAAAUCGAGGAAGCUUCCAAGAGGUUAGAACACCAAGAGCCUUCUACGAGAGGUCGUAGAUCUUCUGCAUUAUCUUCAGCUUCAGCUAAUUCGAUAAGAGAAAAUAAAAGAAGGUCCACAAGGGCCAGACGUCAAAAGAAUUUUUAUGAUGAAGAAUCUGAGGAGUCGGAGAAUAUUAGCAAUAGUGAAGGAGAUUCUCAUGAAUCAGAUGAUGAUAAAGAUGAAAGCGAACACAGUCAUGAUGAUGCUCUGUAUGAAGAAGUUUCAGGCAAAAGAGCCUAUCACAGAGCUCACAAAAUUAAAGAUAAGGAAAAAGUCAAAACUGAGGAAGAGGACGACGACGACAUUUCAGAAAGUCCUGGUGCGGUAAGUAAGACAAGAAGGCAGAUUGAACUGGAACGUAGACGUGAUCCUCGUGAAAAAAUGCUGGUAUCUAUGAAAUACAGCGAUCGUGAGAAAGCCAAAUCGUUUAUGGAAUCAAACAAGGAUUUACUGAAAGCUAUGAAAGAAGAAGAAAGGAAGAAACGAAUGACUGCUAUAAAUUAUGAACCCAUAUUUAAUAAUUCGUUGCAACAGACGAUACGUCAAGUCCAAAAUAGUGCUGCUGGUAUACCACCCCCAUUAUCAUCAUCUACCCAGAUACCAUUACCACAAAGUUCUGAUUCAAAUAGAACUAUCACUGCAGAUGCUAGUACUCUUUCUAUUCCAAAUUCGGAACCACGCAGGAUGGGUAUUCUAUCUAUGCUAAAUUCUCACGAGCCUUCUUUGAACCACUCCACCAAUGGUCAGCAGGCAGAUGCUCCUAGCGGUCUAGCUACUUCAACCACACCAGUGAAAUCUCCAUCAGCCAAUAAAAGGGGUAUGACUGAAACAGACUCUCUUAUUAAUACUCCUAUAAAACGAUCCAAGAAUUCUCCUUCUAGUAGCACAACUAGCACCACAGCCGCACCUUCUGCUCCCGCGUCAGGAUACACGGCUAGUUAUACAACGAUGACUACCACGAUGACACCAUCUUCGGACAUAAACAAGAAUAAUACACAGGUAUCUGUUCGGGGACGGCCUUCUAACGCAACAAACGGAUCUGACAAUUCUGCAGCGUUGUUAAUGGCUUCGCCAAUAGAACUGGUCUGUAAAGAUGGAUAUUUUUAUCGUCGCAAUGAUUUAACCACAGCAAUAACAACUGGUAAUUAUUUAGGAAUGAAAUUCAAGAAUAAAGAAGAGGAACUAAUUAAGAUGACGAUGCAUGAGGAAGACUAUGCAGAAUUAACUAGGCAGGAUCGCAUCAAUGCAUAUUUCAUGAAGCCGGACAUUGAUGUUGAAACUGAGUAUGCAUGCCAAGUCCUAUCCAAUGUUACUCUGACUGAAAAAUAUGUCAACAGUUUGGAGUAUUUUUUGAUGGAAUUUCGCUGGGAAAACCGAUUGGUGAGCCUUGGUUUGAAAUUGCGCGAGUCUAAAAGAACUUGGCAAAGGCGCAAGGCCUUAUUUGCAUUAUUUGAAUUCUGGAGGGAUAAAUCUAGGGAAAAAAGAGGAUUUCCAAAUUUUACCAUUUUGCACGCAGUUAAGGAAAUGGAAAACUACAGAGUUUUUAUUAAUAGAUCAGUAUCGUGGUUUUAUAACCAUAUCACUUUGUUGAAAAUGAUAUUAUUUGAUCUUUGCGACAACACGGACACCCAAUGGCGGGAGUGGAUGUUUCCAAAGGGUUGUUCUAUACCCGCAGAAAAUGGUGACGUUAGUGGUAUCACUAAAUAUAACAUCAACCAAUUUAUUGAUAGUAUGUUAACCCUAGACUUCUUGGAAGAUGGUACCGAAAACCUACAUACGAAGAGUUCAGCCGCUUGA